GAGGGGUGUGGGGGUCUCUGCGGGAGUGUCCCGGCUUUUUCCUCCCUCUGUCACGGCAGGAAGGGGCGGUGGCGAUGACGGCACCAAACCCGUUUUACUUUCACUUCCACCGGCGCUCGGGAAUCUCGGAUUCCGGGAAGAUCGAGAGCUCGGGGAGGGUGGGAUUGAAGAAGGAGCGAGAGGCGGGACCGCAGAGCCCCGAGCGGGAUUUGUAGGUCCGACCCCAAACUUCCUCCAUCCCAGGGGCGCAUCCCUCCAAAUGGAGACGGAACCGGAGGAAGAAGCGGCACCGGAGCUGCAGCCAGAACCGUGCCCCGCCACCGGCACCCUGGUACCGGCCUCGCCUCACCACCACCCCGCGGAGGGCGAGGAUGAGGAUGAAGACGAUGAGGAUUUCCAAUUCCUGCGCUGCGACGGCUGCGGGCAGGACUCGGCGCAGCCGCGGCUGCUGCGCUGCCUGCACACGCUGUGCCCGGCGUGCCUGAGCGACACCAAGCAGUGCCCGCGCUGCCAGGCGGCCGUGCCCGCGCCCGCCGUGGACAACCUGCUCUUCUGCAACCUGCGGAGCCGCCUGCAGCUCUGGCGGCAGAUCCGCAGCGCCGGCGGGCCCGGCUGCGGCCGCUGCCGAGCCGAGGCGGCGCUGGUUUGGUGCCAGGAGUGCGAGGAGUUCCUGUGCGGGCGCUGCCUGGAGGAGCACCAGUGGUGGCACAAGAAGAAGGCGCACAGGGUGCGCAGGGUGGAGGAGCUGCGGGCGGGAUCGGCGCGGCAGUUCCUGGAGGACACGCGCGGCUCCUGCAGCCUCUUCUGCUCCAGCGCCAGCCACCCCGAGGAGAGCCGCGUCUGCAGCAUCUACUGCCCGCGCUGCGAGCGGGCGCUGUGCUGUCCGUGCGCGCUGCUGGACACCGGCCACGCUCCGUUCCGCGACCUGCGCGCCGAGAGCCGCCGGCGCCAGGACGAGCUGCGCUCGCUGCGCCGCGACAUGCGGUGUCUCCGACGUGCCUUUGAGGCGGCCCUGGCGCGGCUGCGGGGCGAGGCGGCCCGGCAGGAGGAGCAGCGGGAGCGGCUGCGGGAGCGCGUCCGCGCCAGCGCCGAGCGGCUGCAGGAGCUGGUGCGCAGCGAGGCCGAGGAGCUGCAGGCGCUGCUGGAGGCGCGGCCGCAGCGCGGUCACCGCGGCGCGCUGGCGGAGGAGCUGCGGGGCGCCGAGGCGACGCUGCUGCGGCUGGAGGCGGCCGAGCGGCUGGUGGACAGGCUGGGCCGCUACGGCGGCGAGCAGGAGCUGAUGGACAUGCAGCCCUUCGUCAAGGGCGCGCUGCUGGAGCUGCGGCGGCUGCGGCCGCCCGAGCCCCCCAAGCUCCGGGAGCCGGCCGACUUCGCCCAGUGCCGGGCGCGGCUGCGGGCGCUGGUGGAGCGCGUCACGGGGCGGCCAGAUGUCCCCGAGGUUGAGGUGGCCCUGGAGAACAACCUGCCGGUCCCACUGUGCUGCUGGACGUCGCGGCCGCAGCCUGCGGUGGAGCGGGGCAGCCAGGUGUCCCCCAAGAUCCUGAAGCUGGAAUGCGACCACGAGCCGGGCCCCAGCAAUCCCAAAUCCCGCUGGGAAUUCCCGACGCAGCCCGGCCCCUCGGCGGCACCGCACAACUGCGCCCGCGCCGGCGACGCCGAGGGCGGCAGCAUCAUCAUCUGCAGCUCAGACGACAGCGACGAGGACACCGUGGUGGUGACGGUGACACCGGAGCCGUGCUGACGUCCCAGUGGAUCAUCCCGCAAUUCCCAUUCCCAGAAUUCCGCUUGGGCUUUCCUCUUCUUGGCCAAUCCCAAAUUUAUUCCUGGACUGAGCCUCUGGUGUUCCGGAGCGGCCCCAAAUCCCCCUCUGGGAUCCCCCCCAGCAGUUGGAGCAGGGAAUUCCUCAGGAUUGGGAUUGGGAUUGGGAUUUGGGUCCAUUUCCCAAUGUAAUGAGGGAUAAAAUCCCGUUUUUUUAAUGCUUCCCCUCAAUAAAUUUGCUCCAGGAUAAA
Taeniopygia guttata (zebra finch) is the source of this 2009-nucleotide messenger RNA. It is a transcript of the gene PML, whose product is annotated as PML nuclear body scaffold. Gene Ontology annotation, biological process: intrinsic apoptotic signaling pathway in response to DNA damage; innate immune response; suppression of viral release by host. Gene Ontology annotation, molecular function: zinc ion binding. The record is from RefSeq and is a predicted model, not a curated record. Gene Ontology annotation, cellular component: nucleoplasm. Lineage: Eukaryota; Metazoa; Chordata; Aves; Passeriformes; Estrildidae.